This is a messenger RNA of Haliotis rufescens (red abalone), 1650 nucleotides long. RefSeq names its product vegetative cell wall protein gp1-like. NCBI's taxonomy places the organism in Eukaryota, Metazoa, Mollusca, Gastropoda, Lepetellida, Haliotidae. Bases 1 to 1650 code for a protein of 549 amino acids. The transcript has a single exon. The record is from RefSeq and is a predicted model, not a curated record.
AUGUCCAACCGUUCUCCACCCUAUCACAACACGUCCCGCCGUUCCCCAUCCUGUCCCACCGUUCCCCACCCUGUACCACCGUUCCCUACCCUGUUCCAACAUGUCAACCGUUCCCCACCCUGUCCCAACAUGUCCAACCGUUCUCCACACUAUCACAACACGUCCCGCCGUUCCCCAUCCUGUCCCACCGUUCCCCACCCUGUCCCACCGUUCCCCACCCUGUUCCAACAUGUCAACCUUUCCCCACCCUGUCCCAACAUGUCCAACCGUUCUCCACCCUAUCACAACACGUCCCGCGGUUCCCCAUCCUGUCCCACCGUUCCCCACCCUGUCCAACCGUUCCCCACCCUGUUCCAACAUGUCAACCGUUCCCCACCCUGUCCCAACAUGUCCAACCGUUCUCCACCCUAUCACAACACGUCCCGCCGUUCCCCAUCCUGUCCCACCGUUCCCCACCCUGUCCCACCGUUCCCCAACCUGUCCCACCGUUCCCCACCCUGUUCCAACAUGUCAACCUUUCCCCACCCUGUCCCAACAUGUCCAACCGUUCUCCACCCUAUCACAACACGUCCCGCCGUUCCCCAUCCUGUCCCACCGUUCCCCACCCUGUCCCACCGUUCCCCACCCUGUCCCACCGUUCCCUACCCUGUCCCAACAUGUCAACCGUUCCCCACCCUAUCACAACACGUCCAACCGUUCUCCACCCUAUCACAACACGUCCCGCCGUUCCCCAUCCUGUCCCACCGUUCCCCACCCUGUCCCACCGUUCCCCACCCUGUUCCAACAUGUCAACCGUUCCCCACCCUGUCCCAACAUGUCCAACCGUUCUCCACCCUAUCACAACACGUCCCGCCGUUCCCCAUCCUGUCCCACCGUUCCCCACCCUGUCCCACCGUUCCCCACCCUGUCCCACCGUUCCCUACCCUGUCCCAACAUGUCCAACCGUUCCCCACCCUAUCACAACACGUCCCGCCGUUCCCCAUCCUGUCCCACCGUUCCCCACCCUGUCCCACCGUUCCCUACCCUGUCCCAACAUGUCCAACCGUUCCCCACCCUAUCACAACACGUCCCGCCGUUCCCCACCCUGUCCCACCGUUCCCCACUCUGUCCCACCGUUCCCUACCCUGUUCCAACAUGUCAACCGUUCCCCAUCCUGUCCCAACAUGUCCAACCGUUCCCUUAUCCUGUCCCACCGUUCCCCACCCUGUCCCACCGUUCCCCACCCUAUCACAACACGUCCCGCCGUUCCCCACCCUGUCCCACCGUUCCCUACCCUGUCCCAACAUGUCCAACCGUUCUCCACCCUAUCACAACACGUCCCGCCGUUCCCCAUCCUGUCCCACCGUUCCCCACCCUGUACCACCGUUCCCCACCCUGUCCCAACAUGUCGAACCGUUCUCCACCCUGCCCCAACAUGUCCAACCGUUCCCUUAUCCUGUCCCACCGUUCCCCACCCUGUCCCAUGGUUCCCCACCCUAUCCCAUCCUGUCCCACCGUUCCCCACCCUGUCCCAUCCUGUCCAACCGUUCCCCACCCUGUCCCAACAUGUCCAACCGUUCUCCACCCUGCCCCAACAUGUCCAACCGUUCCCCCAUCCUGUCCCGCCGUUCCCCACCGUGUCCCACUAUGUCCCACUGUUUCACGCCGUGA